UGUUAUUCUUCUUAACUUUUCCCCCGGAAGUUGUUCGAGUAAACAUAUCGCACAUGUUGCAAACAAGGACAGUAAGUGGAAAAGAUGGAUGAAAAGAAAAGUAACAGUCCCAAAAAUACAUCUCGGGAUCUUCUGGUCUGCGGGAACGGACAAGGAAUUCACGAUAAGCUGUUACUGAAAUCCAAGGGUGCAUCGUCCCUGCAGACAGAAAAGGUCCCGAGAAGCAGCGUUCUUGACAGGCUUCAGUGUUUCCUGCCUCAGAUGGCUCUGGCUAAUGAGACAUUAAGGCAACAGAUGGAGAAUCUUCCCGCAGGUCACUUUGACAUCGAGAGUGUUGAGGAAGCAGAGAAAGUCAUUGAGAUGGAUGUUUCUGUGGUGGAGCUGGAGGGCUCAGACAGCAGCGAGGAAGAGGAGUCAUCCGAGGAGGAGAGCUCAGAUGAAGAGAUCAUCAGUACAGAAACGCUUAAACUACCUGGCAACCGAAAAAGAAAAGCCAACAUUGAAGUGCUGCAAAAAGAAGGAGAAUGAAUCGACACGUCUCCUGAUGCAAACACAGCACCGCUUUACAGUCCACACCCACCGAGGGUCUGGGAAUCACUCUGCUAAGCCAAGAUCUCAUGAGCUCCUGUAAAUAUGGACCUGAAACAGAGCUUAGUUCAGCUUACAUGCUGAGUGACGGACAUGUUUGAUGAUCCUGAAGUGCUGAGGAUUUUCACUUGCAGUGAAAAUGCAGUGCAGCCUGAUUAUAUUUGGUUGUCUAUGAGAGAAAAACCUUCACAGAGGUUCCAUAGAUAUACGGUGAAUUACAGCAACAUGAAUUAGAUGAAAACGAAUUUCAAGAUAAUGAUCUUUGUUGGUAUAAAAUUUUGCGUUUGAAACAUAACUGAUCAAAACCUUAAUCUCAAAAUAAAACAAUUUUUAUUUAGGA
This is a messenger RNA of Hemibagrus wyckioides, 928 nucleotides long. RefSeq names its product NOP protein chaperone 1 (gene nopchap1). The transcript has 4 exons. Bases 85 to 528 code for a protein of 147 amino acids. Gene Ontology annotation, molecular function: box C/D methylation guide snoRNP complex binding. The record is from RefSeq and is a predicted model, not a curated record. Gene Ontology annotation, biological process: box C/D snoRNP assembly. NCBI's taxonomy places the organism in Eukaryota, Metazoa, Chordata, Actinopteri, Siluriformes, Bagridae.